Messenger RNA from Danio rerio (zebrafish), 13360 nucleotides. NCBI's taxonomy places the organism in Eukaryota, Metazoa, Chordata, Actinopteri, Cypriniformes, Danionidae. The record is from RefSeq and is a predicted model, not a curated record.
CAUUCUGUAGUGCAUCUAGUUGUUGCCCAGCAGGCACACAACAUCAUAAGAUUAGGUUAGACUUAGGUUGUGAUGUCAGGUGACAAAAAUUCAAUGUCCAGCCAACGUCUAAGGACCAAGUUAUUUUUAUGUCCAAUAAUGAAGUCAAAUGACGCUGAUAUUUAGUCGUUUUUAGGUGGUUAGAAAGUGACCAAAAUCCAAAGUCAAGCCAACAUCUUAAACCAGCAUCAUAUUGACAUAAGAUACUGGCAUUUAUUAAUCAGGUAUAGCAACCAAAAUCCAACAUCUGAUUUACGUCAUAGGGGUAACAUCCACACAUCGCCAAGCUGUAACAUUAUUAGAUGUUGAUAUUUGGUUGAUUUUGGAUAUUUACGUCAGCCUGACUUUCAGAGUUUUGACGUCAACACGAUUUUAAUUUCCAAAUAAAUUGUAACAUCCCUAUGCAUUAAGAUAAAAGGUCAAUCUGACGCCAUGUUGACGUCUUGUGCCUGCUGGGUGUUUAAGGCCAUUUUGGUCAACAUACAGUAAACAUCCGUUAUCUUCCCAUCAGUGACAUGCCUCUAAACAGUCUCUGGGUCAAUGCGAUUAAAGACUUUGGACAUCUUCUUGGACACUUUUAAUGCUUGCAAACAGUUUGUUGCAAUUCUAAAUCGCCCAUGUCUUGGGGUAUUUCAUUAUGAUGCGAUUUACCUUCUAUGUGCGAUUUGGACAGGAAUCACAGGACUGUUUUUUUCCAAUCCCCAUAGACAAAAAAAAAAAAAAAAAAUUGUAGUGACUGCAAGUUGAGGGACAGUAGUGUAGUAAAAGUACCGAUACUGCACUAAAAAUGUACUCAAUGGAAUGUAAACGUUCACAAUUCCUGAGAAAACUACUCACAGUAAUUUGAGUAUUUGCAAUGUUACUUUACACCACUGCUUAUUUCUAAUCCAAAUAUCUAAAAAGAUAUUAAAUUAAGACACAUUAUUAGUAAAAAGAAGUUUGUUAUCAAAUGUAGGAUGACAAAAUGUAAUCUAAAAGGAUGAUUUUUUUCGUACCCCAUUGGCACAUUUUUAAAGGAAAAACAUACUUAAUUUUGACCUAUUAAAUCUGUAAACACUCUUUUUUUCUUGUAUAAAAAUGCUUCUCAAUAGGAUACUUUUUAGACGUUUGGACUAGACCGCUCCAUGUAAGAAAACAACUUUUUGUACUGCAUUUAAUUCUUUAAUCAGACAAAAAGGGUCUUAUUUUCAUUAAUCAAGGUGUGUCCCAAAGUGUUCUAAUAUGUAUUUGUGACGUUUGAACCGCAUUGUCUUUUCUCAGAAUGUUUAGUGCAUAAUUGGUUAUAUUAAAGGUGUGAACGCUCGUUAUGAACCGUCUCCACCUAGAACAACCUGGGUGGUUGUGCCUACGCCUUGUACAGGUAGUUGUGUCCCAACGGGUAUGACUCAUUUGUGUGCAUAGUUUAGUUUUUUUUCCUAUUUCUUUUGAUUUUCUCCAAUCAAUCAGGAAUUAGGGAGAGGUUUAUUAUUGUUAUGUCACCCAGCCUCCAUGAAGAACAAGCAGUGAUGCUGUACCGAGGCAUGUGUUUGUACCUUAAACCUGUUUUUCCGCUCUGGAAAUGUAUUACUUGCUGCAGCGAGAGUUUCAUGAACAGUAUGAAGAGGACAGAGGUAAACACGGACUCAUCCAGUGGAAACAUCCAGUCAUUAGCAUGACAUUUUAUUACUAGACAUUGAACAAGGACAUAAAAGCUCAUAGGAUACAAGAUGAUCAUGGGAUAAUCUGGUACCUCUGCGAUUGCGCAGCUUUAAAACAGAGGGUGUGGUUAAUAAGGUUUCAGUUCUGGAGGCUUUCGUGUAAAUAUAUAUACUGGUGAAAUGGCUCUUUACCAAAGAAGCCUCUCUGACAGCCUGCUGCUUGAAGAUAAUGUCUCUGGAGAGUACACAGACCUGCACUUUCUUGAAGGGGAAGAUAUUGUUGGUGCCAGUGAUCAGCUUGAGCUAAAAAGGAAUAAACAAAAGAAGAAUGAAGCUGUGGACAUUUUGAAGUUGAUUAAUAAUGACAAGGAGUUCUCAAAGCAUGGAUUAAAAUCCAGCAGAAGUUUGGAAAAUCUGGAUAUGAAAGCUCCAGUUGAGGUGUGGAAAGAUUCAUAUGACAGACUUUACAAUGCUAAAGUCAAGAGAUUUCUAAAAGGAAGUCAAGUUGCAAAGGAUAAAAGGCAUAGCAAACAUGGCAGUGGUCAAGAGACAACUGAAACACUUGACCGCAAAAGCAAGGUAAACAUUGCAACUUUGCUUCAGAAUGCAGAUCGGAUGUGUCUCGCACCAUCUGAAACAGAAUUUGAUGAGAAAACAAGGUCAUCCAUUAGCCAUUAUGAUCCCAGGGAUUCUACAGGUGACUUGAUGAGAGCAAAGCUCAAAACCAACACUGCAAGAGAUUUUUCAUCACUUCAAUCCAAAGUGAACCUGACCAAUGUUGAGCAUGAAAUAAACCUACGGGGUGGAACAUAUACAGACUUAGAAAAAGAUGUUGGUUUUAAUACACCAGAUCGUACUUUCUCUCAUGGUCAAGUAUCUCCUGUGAUGCACCUCACAAAAGGACAUUUUAAGACCCCCAAAGCAGUGCUUAAUUCCCCUGAUAUGAAUAUGGAUGUACCAUCAGAUAAUGUCGAGAAAUCAAAAUUUAAACUGCCAAAAUUUAGCUUCUCUGGAAACAACAAUCCAGACAUCAAAUAUGAUGCAAGUAUGAAGGGGUCACCAGCCGAAGUAGCUGCAGGACUAAAUGGCCCUAACAUAAAAAUUGAUGGCCCAAAGGUUGAUUACAAAAGUUUGAAAACAGACUUGGACAUGGAUAUGCCAUCUGGAAAACCAAAAGCUGCUCUCUCAGGGCCCAAGAUGAUGACAUCUGAAAUGGAUGUGUCAACUUCAAAGUUUAAUGCAGACUGUAAUUCACCUGACAUUAAAAUUAGAGGUCAAAAACCAGGCAUGGAUGUUGAUUUACCUAAAGGUAAUAUUAAAGCUUCAAAUUUAAACCCCCCCAAUCUUGACUUGAAUGCAUCUGAUCUUAUUGUAAAGGCUCCUUCAGGACCUAACCUUAAAAUAAAGUCUUCAGACCUGAAUUUCAAAAAUUCCAAUGUUAAUGAGGGAAUUAAUGACCCUGGUAUGGAUCUGACUCUACCUCAUGCUGAUCUGAAAAACCCAAAUGACUUUGGCCUCACAGGCCCCAAAAUACAAACACCUAAUUAUGACCUAAAGACCCCUGAAAUGGAUCUUUCAACUCCCAAGCUAAAGACCGGAUUAGAUUCAACAGAUAUCAACAUUAAAUGUCAGAAACCUGAUAUCACAGACACAAAUAUUGAUUUAUCCAAGGGUAAAAUCACAGUACCAAAUUUAAAAACACCCAGUCAUGACUUCAAUGCACAUGAUUUGGACAUCAAUGCCCCUUCAGGUAAAAUAAAAAUGCCCAAAUUAAAGAUCUUUGGUAACAAGCCAGAAGGAUCCAGUCUUAAAAUCAAGUCUUCAGAUCUGAAUCUCAAAACCCCCAAAAUUAAGGGUGGAAUUGAUACGCCAGAACUCAAUCUAACUCAGCCUCAAACUGAUUUAAAAGCCCCUAACAUGGAUAUCAAAUCACCUGAUGCCUCAAAACUAAAGAUGCCUAGGCCACAUAUGAAUGUUGAUGCGAACAUUGAACAGCAUGACCUUGAUCUGAGUGCAUUAACACCCAAACUUAAUGCAGGUAUAAAAAGCCCUCAUAUUGACAUUAAUGGACCGAUUGCUGAUAUCAAGGGUCCAAAAACAGAUCUUACACUACCGAACAUGGACAUGCCUUUAGAAAAAAAGAAAAUGCCCACUUUCAAAAUGCCUGAUUUUGGUCUUUCAGCACCCAAUAUAAGAACACUUGAUGCUGAUCUGAAGACCCCUCAAAUGAAUCUGUCUGCUCCAAAGUUUAAGGGAGACUUUAAUUCCCCAGAUCUCAGCAUUAGUGGUCAUAAGCCAGAUAUAACAGCACCAGACAUGAAUGUGGAUUUCUCAAAAGGUAAAAUUAAAGGAACAAAUCUCAAGAAUCCAAAUUUUGACAUGGAUACACCAGAUUUUAAGAUGAAUUCCCCUUCAAGUAAACUGAAGCUGCAAAAAUUUGGCAUCUCAGGUAGCAAGAAAAAAGGACCUGAUCUUAAAAUCAAAUCUCCAAACUUGAAUAUCAAAAGCCCCAAAAUGAAGGGAGGAAUUGACACCCCAGACAUGGAUCCGACUCUGCCUCAAGUGAAUUUAAAAGCUCCCAACCUAGAUCUCAAAUCUCCUGAUAUUGAUCUUAAGGACCCAUCAGGUAAAUUUAAAAUGCCCAGUUUAGGUCUUUCAGGUUUAAAAGAGCCACAUAUAAAUGUGGAUGCUGGCAUAGAUCAGCCGGACCUAAAUGUGAGUCCAUUAACUCCUAAGCUAAAUGCUGGGAUAAAUGGUCCAGAUAUUGAUAUUCAUGGACCGCAUGCUGAUUUCAAAGGUCUGAAAACAGAUCUUAAACUUCCUGACAUGGACAUGCCAUCUGGAAAAAAGAAAAUGCCCAAUUUCAAAAUGCCUAGUUUUGGUCUAACCGGGCCCAAAUUGAAAACACCCGAUUAUGAUUUGAAGCACCCUGACAUGGAUCUUUCCCCUCCAAAGUUUAAGGCAGACGUUGAUUCCCCAGACAUAAACCUUGGUCAUAACAUUGAUGUCACAGCUCCAAACUUGAAUGUUGACUUACCAAAAGGUAAAAUUAAAGGGCCAGAUUUGAAGACACCUGAUCUUGACAUGAAUGCACCUGACUUUGACAUAAAUGCCCCAUCAGGUAAAAUGAAGCUGCCAAAAUUUGGUCUUUCUGGCAAGCCAAAAGGCCCAGAUUUUAAAAUCAAUUCUCCAAAGCUCAAUCUCAAAAGCCCCAAAAUUAAGGGUGGAAUUGAUACCCCAGACAUGGAUAUGACUCUGCCUCAAGCUGAUUUCAAAAGCCCAAACCUAGAUCUCAAAUCUCCUGAUAUUGACCUUAAUGGCCCGUCAGGUAAAUUGAAUAUGGCAAAACCAAAGAUGCCAAGUUUAAAUUUGUCAGGUUUAAAAGGGCCACAUAUGAAUGCUGACGUUAAUCAUCCCGACCUUAAUCUGACUGCAUCAACACCCAAACUAAAUGCUGGGAUGAGUAGUCCAGAUAUUGACAUUCAUGGAGCUGGUCUCAAAGGUCCACAAACGGACCUUACUCUUCCAGACAUGGACAUGCCAUCUGGAAAAAUGAAGCUGCCCAAUUUAAAGUUUCCUAAAUUUGGUCUAUCAGGACCCAAAUUGAAAACACCCGAUUAUGAUUUGAAGACCCCUGACAUGGAUCUUUCCCCUCCAAAGUUUAAGGCAGACUUUGAUUCCCCAGACAUAAACCUUGGUCAUAACAUUGAUGUCACAGCUCCAAACUUGAAUGUUGACUUACCAAAAGGUAAAAUUAAAGGGCCAGAUUUGAAGACACCUGAUCUUGACAUGAAUGCACCUGACUUUGACAUAAAUGCCCCAUCAGGUAAAAUGAAGCUGCCAAAAUUUGGUCUUUCUGGCAAGCCAAAAGGCCCAGAUUUUAAAAUCAAUUCUCCAAAGCUCAAUCUCAAAAGCCCCAAAAUUAAGGGUGGAAUUGAUACCCCAGACAUGGAUAUGACUCUGCCUCAAGCUGAUUUCAAAAGCCCAAACCUAGAUCUCAAAUCUCCUGAUAUUGACCUUAAUGGCCCGUCAGGUAAAUUGAAUAUGGCAAAACCAAAGAUGCCAAGUUUAAAUAUGUCAGGUUUAAAAGGGUCACAUAUGAAUGCUGACGUUAAUCAUCCCGACCUUAAUCUGACUGCAUCAACACCCAAACUAAAUGCUGGGAUAAGUGGUCCAGAUAUUGACAUUCAUGGAGCUGGUCUCAAAGGUCCACAAACGGACCUUACUCUUCCAGACAUGGACAUGCCAUCUGGAAAAAUGAAGCUGCCCAAUUUAAAGUUUCCUAAAUUUGGUCUAUCAGGGCCCAAAUUGAAAACACCCGAUUAUGAUUUGAAGACCCCUGACAUGGAUCUUUCCCCUCCAAAGUUUAAGGCAGACUUUGAUUCCCCAGACAUAAACCUUGGUCAUAACAUUGAUGUCACAGCUCCAAACUUGAAUGUUGACUUACCAAAAGGUAAAAUUAAAGGGCCAGAUUUGAAGACACCUGAUCUUGACAUGAAUGCACCUGACUUUGACAUAAAUGCCCCAUCAGGUAAAAUGAAGCUGCCAAAAUUUGGUCUUUCUGGCAAGCCAAAAGGCCCAGACCUUAAAAUCAAUUCUCCAAAGCUCAAUCUCAAAAGCCCCAAAAUUAAGGGUGGAAUUGAUACCCCAGACAUGGAUGUGACUCUGCCUCAAACUGAUUUCAAAAGCCCAAACCUAGAUCUCAAAUCUCCUGAUAUUGACCUUAAUGGCCAAUCAGGUAAAUUUAAUAUGGCAAAACCAAAGAUGCCAAGUUUAAAUAUGUCAGGUUUAAAAGGGCCACAUAUGAAUGCUGAUGUUGAUCAUCCUGACCUUAAUCUGACUGCAUCAACACCCAAACUAAAUGCUGGGAUGAGUAGUCCAGAUAUUGACAUUCACGGACCUGGUCUCAAAGGUCCAAAAACAGACCUUACAGUUCCAGACAUGGACAUGCCAUCUGGAAAAAUGAAGCUGCCCAAUUUAAAGUUUCCUAAAUUCAGUCUAUCAGGGCCCAAACUGAAAACACCAGAUUACGAUUUGAAGACCCCUGAAAUGGAUCUUUCCACUCCAAAGUUUAAGGCAGACUUUGAUUCCCCAGACAUAAACCUUGGUCAUAACAUUGAUGUCACAGCUCCUAACAUGAAUGUUGACUUACCAAAAGGUAAAAUUAAAGGACCAGAUUUGAAGACACCUGAUCUUGACAUGAAUGCCCCUUCAGGUAAACUGAAGCUGCCAAAAUUUGGGUUUUUUGGCAAGCCAAAAGGCCCAGAUUUUAAAAUCAAUUCUCCAAAGCUGAACCUCAAAAGCCCCAAAAUUAAGGGUGGAAUUGAUACCCCAGACAUGGAUAUGACUCUGCGUCAAGCUGAUUUCAAAAGCCCAAACCUAGAUCUCAAAUCUCCUGAUAUUGACCUUAAUGGCCCAUCAGGUAAAUUGAAUAUGGCAAAACCAAAGAUGCCAAGUUUAAAUAUGUCAGGUUUAAAAGGGCCACAUAUGAAUGCUGAUGUUGAUCAUCCCGACCUUAAUCUGACUGCAUCAACACCCAAACUAAGUGCUGGGAUAAGUAGUCCAGAUAUUGACAUUCAUGGAGCUGGUCUCAAAGGUCCACAAACAGACUUUACUCUUCCAGACAUGGACAUGCCAUCUGGAAAAAUGAAGCUGCCCAAUUUAAAGUUUCCUAAAUUUGGUCUAUCAGGGCCCAAAUUGAAAACACCCGAUUAUGAUUUGAAGACCCCUGACAUGGAUCUUUCUCCUCCAAAGUUUAAGGCAGACUUUGAUUCACCAGACAUAAACCUUGGUCAUAACAUUGAUGUCACAGCUCCUAACAUGAAUGUUGACUUACCAAAAGGUAAAAUUAAAGGGCCAGAUUUGAAGACACCUGAUCUUGAUAUGAAUGCACCUGACUUUGACAUAAAUGCCCCAUCAGGUAAAAUGAAGCUGCCAAAAUUUGGGUUUUUUGGCAAGCCAAAAAGCCCAGAUCUUAAAAUCAAUUCUCCAAAGCUGAACCUUAAAAGCCCCAAAAUUAAGGGUGGAAUUGAUACCCCAGACAUGGAUCUGACUCUGCGUCAAGCUGAUUUUAAAAGCCAAAAUCUAGAUCUCAAAUCUCCUGAUAUUGACCUUAAUGGCCCGUCAGGUAAAUUGAAUAUGGCAAAACCAAAGAUGCCAAGUUUAAAUUUGUCAGGUUUAAAAGGGCCACAAAUGAAUGCUGAUGUUGAUCAUCCUGACCUUAAUCUGACUGCAUCAACACCCAAACUAAAUGCUGGGAUGAGUAGUCCAGAUAUUGACAUUCAUGGAGCUGGUCUCAAAGGUCCAAAAAUGGACUUUACAGUUCCAGACAUUGACAUGCCAUCUGGAAAAAUGAAGCUGCCCAAUUUAAAGUUUCCUAAAUUCGGUCUAUCAGGGCCCAAAUUGAAAACACCCGAUUAUGAUUUGAAGACCCCUGACAUGGAUCUUUCCCCUCCAAGGUUUAAGGCAGACUUUGAUUCACCAGACAUAAACCUAGGUCAUAACAUUGAUGUUACAUCUCCUAACUUGAAUGUUGACUUACCAAAAGGUAAAAUCAAAGGGCCAGAUUUGAAGACACCUGAUCUUGACAUGAAUGCACCUGACUUUGAUAUAAAUGCCUCAUCAGGUAAAAUGAAGCUGCCAAAAUUUGGUCUUUCUGGCAAGCCAAAAGGCCCAGAUUUUAAAAUCAAUUCUCCAAAGCUGAAUCUCAAAAGCCCCAAAAUUAAGGGUGGAAUUGAUACCCCAGACAUGGAUGUGACUCUGCCUCAAACUGAUUUCAAAAGCCCAAACCUAGAUCUCAAAUCUCCUGAUAUUGACCUUAAUGGCCCGUCAGGUAAAUUUAAUAUGGCAAAACCAAAGAUGCCAAGUUUAAAUAUGUCAGGUUUAAAAGGGCCACAUAUGAAUGCUGAUGUUGAUCAUCCCGACCUUAAUCUGACUGCAUCAACACCCAAACUAAAUGCUGGGAUGAGUAGUCCAGAUAUUGACAUUCACGGACCUGGUCUCAAAGGUCCAAAAACAGAUCUUACAGUUCCAGACAUGGACAUGCCAUCUGGAAAAAUGAAACUGCCCAAUUUAAAGUUUCCUAAACUCGGUCUAUCAGGGCCCAAACUGAAAACCCCAGAUUACGAUUUGAAGACCCCUGAAAUGGAUCUUUCAGCUCCAAAGUUUAAGGCAGACUUUGAUUCCCCAGAUCUAAACGUAGAUAAUAACCUUCAUGUCACGGCUCCUGACAUGAAUGUUGAUUUACCGAAAGGUCAAAUGAAAGCACUAGAUUUAAAGAAACCAAAUCUUGACAUGCGCAAAUCUUUUCCAAGACUGGAAAAAAAUAUGCCCACAUUAAAAAUGCCAAAGUUUGGUGUUUCAGGAACAAAAAUAAAAACGCCAGACUAUGACUUGAAGACCCCUGAAAUGGAUCUUUCUGCCCCAGAAUUUAAGGCAGACCUUGAUACCACGGAUAUCAACAUUAAAGGCAAUAAGCCAGAUAUCACAGGACCAGACAUGGAUUUUGAUAUCCCAAAAGGUACAUUUAAAGGACCAAAUUUGAAGACACCCAAUUUUAACAUGAGUGCACCUGACCUUGACAUAAAUGCUCCUUCAGGUAAAAUGAAGCUGCCGAAAUUUGGCAAGCCAAAAGGCACAAAUUUUAAAAUGACUUAUCCAAAGUUGACUUUCAAAAAACCCCAAAAUAAGGGAGGAAUUGAUAUUCCUCAAACUGAUUUUAAAAGCCCAAACCUAGAUGCUGACUUGGAUCAUCCUGGCCUUAAUCUGAGUGCAUCAACUCCAAAACUAAAUGCAGGGAUAAAUAGUCCUGACAUGAAUGUUCAUGGAUUUAAUGCUGAUCACAAAGGUAUGACAACAGACCUCACACCUCCUGACAUCAACAUGCCAUCUGGAAAAAUGAAACUGCCCAAUUUAAAGAUGCCUAAAUUUGGUCUAUCAGGACCCAAAUUGAAAACACCAGAGUAUGAUCUUAAGAACCCUGAAAUCGGUCUUUCAGCUCCAAAGGCAGACUUUGAUUCUCCAGAAUUCAAUAUUAAAGGUCAAAAGCCAGAAAUCUCAGGACCAGACAUGGAUGUAAAUAUUCCUAAAAAUAAAUUUAAAGGACCAAGUUUUAAGAAACCUAAUAUUGAUAUGAAUGCACCUGACCUUGACAUAAAUUCCCCUUCAGGUAAACUGAAGCUGCCAAAAUUUAGUUUAUCAGGAAGCAAACCAAAAAGCCCAGAAUUCAAAGUCGAAUCUCAAAACCUGAAUCUUAAAACCCCUCAGAUUAAGGGAGGAAUCGAUACCCCAGACAUGGAUCUAAAUCUGCUUCAGGCUAAAAUGAAAACCCCUAAACUAGAUUUAAAAUCUCCUGAUGUUGAUCUUAAUGACCCAUCAGGCAAAUUUAAUAUGGCAAAACCAAAGAUGCCAAGUUUAAAUUCGCCAGGUUUGAAAGGGCCACAUAUGGAUGCUGACAUUGAUCAUCCAGACCUUAAUCUAAGUGCAUCAUCUAAACUAAAUGCAGGGGUAAAAAGCCCUCAUAUUGAUAUUGAUGGACCUAAUGCUGAUUUCAAGGUUCCAAAAACAGACCUAACACUCCCCAAUAUGGACAUGCCAUCUAGUAAAAAGAAAAUGCCUAAUUUUAAGAUACCUGAUGUUGGUUUUACAGGACCCAAAAUCAAUAUGCCUGACUAUGAUAAGCCAGCUAAAAUAAAUCUUUCGGCUGCAACGUUUAAGGCAGACUUGGAUUCACCAGACAUCAACUUUAGAGGUCAUAAGCCAGAUAUCACAGCACCUGACAUGAAUGUUAAUGUGCCUAAAAGCAAAAUAAAUGUACCAAAUUUCAAGAAACCUAAUGUUGAUUUGAACACUCCAGAGAUUGACAUUGAUGCGCCUUCCGCUAAAAUGAAACUUCCAAAGAUUGGCCUCUCAGAUUUAAAAGCUGAAGGACCUGAUUUUAAAAUGAAAUCUCCAAAAUUGAAAACCAAAAGCCCCAAAAUUAAUGGAGGAAUCGAUACUCCGGGAAUGGACUUGACUCUGCCUCAGACUGAUCUGAAAACUUCAAAUUUAGAUUUUAGACCACCUGAUAUUGAUGUUAAUGGCCCUUCAGGUAAAUUUAAUAUGUCCAAGUUAAAAAUGCCCAGUUUGGGUCUGUCAGGUUUGAAAGAGCCACAUUUUGAUGAUGACAUUGAUCAUCCAGACAUCCGUCUUAGUUCAUCACCUCCCAAACUAAAUGCUGGGAUUAAUCAUCCUGAUUUUAACAUUCAUGGACCUAAUGGUGAUUUUACACUUCCCAAAACAGAAAUGCCAUCUGGAAAAAUAAAAACAUCCACAUUUAAGAUGCCUGAUAUUGGUUUCUCUGGACAAAAAAUAAAGACACCCGACUAUGAUUUAAAGGCCCCUAAUUUAGAUCUCUUUAAUUCACCAGAUUUAAGUACCAGGAGUCAUAAACCUGAUUUCAGAGUCCCAGACAAGAAUGUUGAUUUUCCUAAAGGCAAAAUAAAGGCAACCAAUUUCAAACCCAAUCUCGAUGUCUACACACCAGAAUUAGAUAACCCUGAUUUUCAAGGCCUGGGGUCUAAUGAUGAUUUCCAUGACUAUACAAAAAUGCACGCCAACAACUUUGCAAUUCCAAGAGGUAAUAUAAAGGCAGGCAAAACAUAUGAUCUAGAUCCUUCCUUAAGAGACAUUAGAAUGCCAAACCAUCAGAAAUAUGGUACCUCAAAAUUCACCAUGCAGGACCCUUAUUUUGAUUUGAACAGUGGUAUGAACAUUUCAGGAAAAGCCCAGAGGCCUAAAAUGACAAGACAUCUCCCCGACUCACCCGAUGUCACAAUGGCUUUACCAACCCCAAGACCCAGAACCUCUGGAGUAGUUCCAACAUCAUCAGAUGUUUACUACAGCGAAAUGUCUGGUGCACACAGAUCAAGAGAUCAUAAAAGAACGGGGAGUAACUUUGAAAUUGAUGACAGCUGGAACAAAAUAUCAGUGCCUAAACUUCAAGCCCCAACCAGAACUGAGAAUUUGCCUGUGAGAAAUUCAAAUAUGGGAAUGAGUCCGAAGCAAAUCUCACCCCAUAGGGGAGGUGAUGCAAGAUAUUAUAGGAAAACUCAAAUGGUUCCAAGACGUCAUUACACUACUGAUGACAUUUGUUACACUUACAAAGGGAUGCCUAGAAGAGAUGGUCGGGGAAACGAGCAAAGUGACUAUAGUCGCAGACGCACAAUGAGACAUCUGCAAAUACAAGCAAUGGAUCUGGAGGUUCCAGAAAGCACGUUGAAAGGGUCAAAAAUGAAUGUCCUUAAACUAAUGUAGUAGGAUAAGUUUAAAAAAAGUGAAUGGGAAGACAUGGUUGAGCUUGUGCUUUCUAAUCAUUUUUAUCAGAACUGACAAUAGUGGGUUGAUUGCCGCAACCUUUAUGUAUAAAAUAAUUCGAGUAGAUGUCGAUUUCUUCACCUUUCCAUAAACAAUGUGUUAUACAUGUAUUUUAAAUUGAAUAGUAUCAUGUGCACUUACUAAAGAUUUAUAAAGGUUUUACUAAAACGUUUUUCUUAAUUUUUUUAACGGAGCAUGGAUAUUGCAAACUUUAUAUUUUUGUAAAUUCUACAUAAUGUUAAAGUAAUGUGUACAAUGUGGGUAAGUUAUACAUAUGUAAAAAGCUUUUUUGUGUAUUGACAUUUUUCUUCUUCUUUUUAAAGUUACUUAUCUGUUAUUGCAGAUAUUUCUGUGCCAUGAAGUAUCUAGUAAGGUACAGUAGGGGUAAUUGUUUUGAAGGAUGUAUAUAAAUAUUUGUGAAAUAUUACUGCUAACACAUUUGCACAAAUGUACAGUUGUUGUUGUUGUCGGCUGUUUUCCAACUCAAAUAAAGUAAUAUACCCUUGGCUGAGGGUUAUUUAGAAAACAUUUUUUUUAAUAAUUGUAAAAAGAAAAAAUGUGUUGUUAUAUCAAAAAUAUUUGCACACGUUGACAAAAUCUGCAUGUCAAUUAUUACAUUUUCAAAGCCAUUUAAAAGUGUGUUUUCAAAAAUCUUCAUUGCUUGCAAGUUUCAUUGUUAUGACGUAGUUCAGUAAUUUUGUGUUUCCCAAAACCAACCAGCGGUGUGAAAUACUUGAGCACUUUUACUGUAUUAUUUAAUUAGUAUUUUGGGGGAUGUAGUAUUUUGUACUUUACUGUACAAAUACUUGAAUAUAUUCCUGAAAAAACAGUACUUUUACACCUCAUAAUUGGAUUUGAAAUUAAAGUACUCAUAUAUUUACCUUAAAUUUUCUUUCAUUUUAUGCAAAUGUGUGAUUGACGCAAUUAUUUUUUAUUAAAAUUUCACCUUAAUAUCUGAAGUACACUGACCAUAAUGUAUAUAGCUUUUUCUAAAUGUAAUAUUUUUUUUUGUCAGUUUGUGUGUGUUAGCUGUCUGUUUAGUACAGAAUGCAGAAUAUUGUGUUUUGUUUGUGUGUUAGUGUUAGCUUUCUGUUGAUGGAAUGCAGAAGAUUUUGUGCAAAAAAAAAAAUCAUUCAUGAGAAUUUGUUUUUCAAAUAAUACAUUUUCUGGUGAUAACUAAUUCAUCAGGGGGGUUAGUGUCAUGUUCACUUUGUGUAGUUUCUCAGGCAUUAUCUCUGAUUAUAGUUUUACAAUUGAAUUGUAUACAGACAUGUUGUAAGCAUUGAGUAUUAUACUGUUUAUUUCACUUUGCAUUAAAAUUUCUGAUUUAA